UUUAUCAUUGCACCUCAUUUUGGUAUUUUGGGGUGUACGUUUAAGGGUUCAAACUAUAUAUAUGGUGUGCAAGAUCAAAAAAACACUAAAGUUCAAAACCUUGAACCAUGCCAUUAUUAUUGUUAUUAUUAUUCUGCUUGAAAAUGAUGUCAAACAAAGACUUAACUUCAACUCUUGUUUUUCUUUUCUUCUCCGUGGUGCUCUCUACUCCUCCAGAGGAUCCAAUCAAGUGCUCUAAUUCAAAGAACACAAGUUGCACCAUCACCAACUCCUAUGGCAUGUUCCCUGAUAGAAGCAUCUGCAAGGCCUCUCAAGUGUUGUACCCAACCUCUGAGCAAGAGCUUGUGUCAGUGGUUGCAUCAGCAACAAGAAACAAAACCAAGAUGAAAGUAGCUACCCGUUAUUCCCAUAGUAUCCCUAAAUUGGUGUGCCCAGAAGGAGAAAAUGGGUUGCUAAUAAGCACCAAAUAUCUCAACAAAAUAGCGAAGGUUGAUGUGGAAGCAAGGACAAUGACUGUGGAGAGUGGUGUGACAAUGAAGCAGCUUAUAAAUGAGGCUGCAAAGGUAGGGUUGGCCUUGCCAUAUGCACCAUAUUGGUGGGGUUUGACCAUUGGAGGGCUUAUGGGAACUGGUGCUCAUGGAAGCACUUUGUGGGGGAAGGGUAGUUCUGUCCAUGAUUAUGUGGUGGAGCUUAGGAUUGUUAGGGCUGCUGGUCCUGAAGAGGGUUAUGCUAAGGCUGAGAGCCUCAAUGAACAACAUGAAGAUCUCAAUGCUGCCAAAGUGUCACUUGGUGUGCUUGGAGUUAUUUCACAGGUUACUCUAAAACUAGAACCCCUCUUCAAGCGAUCCAUCACAUAUGUGGCAAAAAAUGAUUCAGAUUUGGGAGACCAAGUGGCUGCUUUCGGACAUGCACAUGAGUUUGCAGAUAUAACGUGGUACCCUAGUCAACGCAAGGCUGUUUACCGUGUUGACGAUCGUGUCCCAUUUAAUACUUCUGGCAAUGGUCUUUAUGACUUUAUCCCUUUCCGUCCCACUCCUUCUCUUGAAUUGGCUAUCUUAAGAACCACAGAGGAUCUUCAAGAAUCCACUGGUGAUGCCGAUGGAAAGUGCAUAGGUUCUAAGACCACAACGAAUACCCUCAUCACUGCAGCUUAUGGACUUACUAACAAUGGUAUAAUCUUCACUGUAUAUCCUGUAAUUGGAUUUCAGAAUCGUCUUCAAGCAUCUGGGUCAUGCUUAGAUAGUCUUCAAGAUGCAAAGAUCACAGCAUGUGCCUGGGAUUCUAGGGUGAAGGGAGAGUUCUUUCACCAAACCACAUUUAGCAUCAGUUUGUCUGUUGCAAAAAAAUUUAUUGAAGAUGUGCAAAAGCUAGUUCAAUUGGAGCCGAAGGGAUUUUGUGGCAUAGAGCUUUACAAUGGAAUUCUCAUGCGUUAUGUCAAGGCUUCGAGUGCCUAUUUGGGGAAGCAAGAGGAUGCUUUAGACAUUGAUAUCACUUACUACCGUAGCAAGGAUCCAAUGACUCCUAGGCUUUAUGAAGACAUUCUUGAAGAGGUUGAACAACUUGGGAUUUUCAAAUAUGGAGGGCUACCUCAUUGGGGUAAGAAUAGGAACUUGGCAUUUGAAGGAGCCAUCAAGAAGUACAAAAAUGCAGGGAGAUUUUUAAGGGUUAAAGAGAAGUAUGAUUUACAAGGGCUUUUCUCAAGUACAUGGACAGACCAAAUGCUUGGGCUAAAGGAUGGAGUGACAAUAUUGAAGGAUGGGUGUGCAUUAGAAGGUUUAUGCAUUUGCUCACAGGAUAGUCAUUGCAAUCCAAGCAAAGAUUACUAUUGUAAACCAGGCAAAGUUUACAAGGAAGCAAGGGUUUGUACUCAUUUGAAAUCCAAAUGAGACCAAAUUUUACAGAAAUUAAAGGACAUUUUUACUACUAUGUAUAUGAUAUAAGUGACAAUAUAUAAAGAUAUAGUUUACAUCUUACGAAUAGUUAAUAAAAGAUUGUGCUGAUUACAAAGUUGAAAGGCUAAUAUAUUAUGUGAAAGGCCA
This is a messenger RNA of Glycine soja, 2039 nucleotides long. Its product is annotated as probable L-gulonolactone oxidase 6. The transcript has 4 exons. The coding region runs from base 108 to 1886 and encodes 592 amino acids. The record is from RefSeq and is a predicted model, not a curated record. Gene Ontology annotation, cellular component: membrane. NCBI's taxonomy places the organism in Eukaryota, Viridiplantae, Streptophyta, Magnoliopsida, Fabales, Fabaceae. Gene Ontology annotation, molecular function: D-arabinono-1,4-lactone oxidase activity; FAD binding.